This is a messenger RNA of Aspergillus fijiensis CBS 313.89, 1759 nucleotides long. RefSeq lists its product as uncharacterized. NCBI's taxonomy places the organism in Eukaryota, Fungi, Ascomycota, Eurotiomycetes, Eurotiales, Aspergillaceae. The transcript is spliced from 2 exons. The record is from RefSeq and is a predicted model, not a curated record. The coding region runs from base 1 to 1629 and encodes 542 amino acids.
AUGUCCUUCGCUUACCCCGAAGGCGAAUGCUUCUUCAAGCGGUCCGGGAUCCGCUCCUCCACCUAUGACCCAGACAAGCCAGAGCAUUUCUACGGCCACCUCCUGGUGGAAUAUAUUUGGAACCGCGCUGCAUUCAGCGAUGAGGCGGCGUACUACACGAGGGACGUCCAUUACCAUCCACGCUCCGCCUACCGGGUAGUCAAGGGCGACUGGUGGGACACCAAAUAUGGAAACUGGACGAAUAUCCACGUCUUGUACGGGAAGAAGCCCUACAGUGACGCAGAAAGGUAUCGGACAGUGGGACACAACCUCUGCGUGAACGGGAAUCGGUUCCGCGACCAGGCCAAAGGGGGUGCGUUUGAGUCCUGGUUUAUGAUCCUGCCGAUGCCCCUGUUAGCCAAGGGGGAGGAGUGGUUUCUUGUUGAUCGCACGGCGUGCAUCCGGGGGAUCUACAUUCCCAUCGCGCAACAGGCCUCGGAGGACUACCCAGACGUGUGCACGUUCCUGCAGGUGAACUUCGCCAUCCCGCGGCAGAUCACGGUCACGGUCCACCCGGCCGUCGAUAGCGACGAUAAGCUCGACUGGGUGGGCGCGCAAACCACGGGGACCAUCAACCUCGAUGCCACGCUGGGGCUGGCCCCGGACGCUCAAUGGACGAUGGCGGUCAACGUCCGCCAGCUCGUCAACCUCCUCUCGCUACCGCGUGCCUUACGCGGCCACAACUGCUUCUCCGCCCGCAUCAUCCGCAUGGUGGACCGCAAGCUGACCCCAACAAAAGCCAGACCGACGCCCUUCGUCAGCGACGGCACCGAUCUUAGCUGGACGACGGUGGCGAGCGCCAACUACGGGCUGUCGAUCCAGUGGAAACCUCCGCAGCCGACGACUUGGCUGGCGGACUUCAUCAAGAACAGCCUCACGGUGGCGGCGGGAUUCCUGCCCCUCGUCGGCCCGGUAGCGGCGGUCUGCUUCCCGCUCGCGUGGACCGCGAUCGUCGAUCCCCGGGCCUUCGAUGGGAUCCUCAAGGAGCUCAUCCCCGUCGCGGACUUGGCGAUGAAAGUGGCGGGUAAUAUGCGGCGAAGUGCCGAGGAGCAAGUGUACUAUCUGCCGCAGGAGUGGUCCGCCACCGUCCACAACUUCAAGCUGCUGGCGGCGGAGAAACAGAGCGCGGCGGAGCAGGAACAGGCCAAGGCCACCCAACCGCCGGCACCCGCCAAGGUCUCCGCGCCGGAGAUGAUCAAGAAGUUCGAGGCCAUUCGCAAAUUCAAGUACUGGAAUCUGAUGAAGCCCCUACCUGCCGCGGUCACCGCCACCGAACCGACGGUCAGACUCGAUGCAGCGGGGGAGCCAGUUGAGGCGCCGCCGAAACCCGCAUCCGCCCCGGAAACCGCUCUUCCGGCUGUUCCUGCGCCGCUCCCCCUCGACAAGCUGAAGCCCAGCUCCUCAUUCCAGUUGGCGGGCCAGGUGCUUCAACGAUCCGCGGCUCCCGCGGCUACGGGUCAUAAUGAUGGCGCUUCGGGGGGGAUCUUGGAUGAGGUACGCCCCGAGGAGAAUCAGGCCAGAGGAGCCACCAACGAUGAGAGCUGGCUGGAUGCGUAUCUCUACGAGGAGCUCUUUGGAGAUGACGAAUGAGUGAAUAUGAACGCACUAGUCUGGCCUUCCAGAGCGGGUUGACUUUCCCCUGGCAAAAGUGUCUCAUGUUAAUCGCCUUCUGUAUUGCGUUCGUCUGUAUGCAUCUGUGUCUAUCGUAAGCGACCCAAAU